This is a messenger RNA of Alexandromys fortis (reed vole), 2133 nucleotides long. Its product is annotated as KRAB domain-containing protein 5-like. Lineage: Eukaryota; Metazoa; Chordata; Mammalia; Rodentia; Cricetidae. The transcript has 5 exons. The coding region runs from base 529 to 1341 and encodes 270 amino acids. The record is from RefSeq and is a predicted model, not a curated record. Gene Ontology annotation, biological process: regulation of DNA-templated transcription.
ACGGCCCGUUUCAUUCUGUUCAUUUGUCACUUCCCAGUGUGCUCUCCUGUGGGAUUUCACCCCGUCGUUCAUAAAAGUUGUGUGAAGACAGUCGGGGCAGAGGGCUCAGUGAGUGUGGGAGCAGGAUCCCGGAGAUUCUGGGUGAGUUCCCGAGGUGGCCUGGGAUCGGCCCCGGAGCCUGGGACCGGUGGUGCUUGUGAAGGCGCAACUUCUGAUCGUAACUGGAGCCCUGACUCCGAGCCAAACACGGGCCUGAGAGGGGAGAAAAAGUCCAAGCGACCCUACAUAGACCUAGAGGACAUUUAUCAGACAGGUCAAGAGGCUGCACCCUUACCUGUGUCUGAGCCUGCCCACAACUCCAUCCUGGCGACCUCAUGUGGGUGAAGAGGAUGCUUAUCCAAAGCCAGAGGACAACAUAGAAAGGCCCAUAUCCUGUGAUCCUUAUCACUUCUACAUCAGUGAAGGUUGCCACUGUCACCCUGUGUACCCAUCACACCCAGCUGGAGGAGACUACAAAAGAUAACAGAGAUGAGUUGUCACCAGGUCCUCCAUCCUUCCAAAAACAAGACUAACAUGGACCUGAUCAUCAUAGAUCCUUUAACGUUCAAGGACGUGGCUAUAGACUUUUCCCAGGAGGAGUGGGAAUGCCUGAACUCUGCUCAGAGGACUUUGUACUGGGUUGUCAUGUUGGAGAAUUAUAGCAACCUGGUCUCUGUGGGCCUUCCUAUAUCAAAACCAGAACUAGUCGUCUGUCUUGAACAAAACAAAGAAUCCUCAAUUACAGGCAUAGAGGAGGCAAAAGGCAUAGAAUCAGCCCUGUUGUGCUUUCAUAACAAGGAGCUGUUCAAAACAGAGAACAAACAAGAAUUUGUCAAGAGAGAAGGAUCAGGACAAUUUGAAAGUAAUAACCUCAGAAAGUUACAUGUAAGGAAAUUCUGGGAAUGUACAGGUGACAAUGAAGAGCAUGAAUUAUGUGUUGAUGGAUAUGAUCUUUAUGCAACACUCACUGCUGACAUUCCUAACAGAGGAGAUCGAGAAACUUCACCUUCUCCUGACAUGGCUCACCCUGGGCCACUUUCACAUUCUCAGUGGGAGCCUCUUCUAGGAAAAAGUUCACAUCAGUUUUUGAAACAUUACUUUACUCUACAGAGAAAUGUGAAUACACUGGGAAGUGACAUAUGUGGUUGUAGAUCAGAAUGUUUGAGAUAUUUUUUACAUAGUAUGGGAAUAAGCAGUACUUCAACACUUUGUGAGGAAAAGAGAGUUAAUAAUACAGAAAAACACAUACAGUGUUUUCAGUGUGAAAAAUGUUUGACUCCAAAUUCUUUACAACUUCCUUAGCAAUUAAAUCUACUUUAUGACAAGUUCUGCUAUUUAGAUCAACAUAAGAAUGUGUCUUUGAAUCCAGCGAGGCUUGAAUGUCAGUUUACAGGAAUUACUUACCAAGGUAAUGACUCAUGGGCCAAGUAUAAUCAUCAUGUAACUCCUAAUGAUGGUCACAUAAGUAAUUGUUUUCUGGAGAAUUGUUACAAAAAUGGUAGAUGUAUGGAUGUCUCUGGUCAGUGCACACUAUGUCCUUUCCACCAGCAGGACCAAAGCCAAGAGAAUUUACCCAAAAAUAAGCAGCAGGAUGAAAUUUUAAAGGGGUCAUCAAAUUGUCCUUGUACUAAAACUAGGAUUACAAAAGAAUUUUACAGACACGAAUGUGAUAAGUGCAGUAAAGUCUCAGUGGAAUCAUCUAACAUAGAGAAGGAUAAUAUAAAUGAUAUUAGAAGAAAACCAUGCCUGUUUAUUGGAAGUAAUAAUUCCUUCAAUUUCCAUUUAAAUGUUCAAAAUGAGUCAAUCCAUACUGGAGAAAAACCUCAGAAAUAUAAAGUAUACAGACCAGAGUUUACCCCUCCUUCAAAUUUUACAGGGCCUUCAAGAUUCUUAGUUGGUCAAAAAUAUAAGAAAUCUGGGAAAUGCUCCAGAUCUUCAGUCCUCAGUAUUAAGAUGCUUCCUAGUGGAGAAAAAGCAUGCAAAUUUACAGAAUGUGGAAAGUCCUUUUCCCAGUUCUCAGGCCUUAGAAAGCAUUAUACAAACCAUACUGAGGAGAAACGUUACAAAUGUAAAGUAUGUGAAAGGACUUUUUGC